Molecule: messenger RNA, 567 nt
Organism: Melampsora larici-populina 98AG31
Lineage: Eukaryota; Fungi; Basidiomycota; Pucciniomycetes; Pucciniales; Melampsoraceae
Exons: 4
Coding region: 1-567 (188 amino acids)
Source: RefSeq, a predicted model, not a curated record
AUGAAUUCAUUAAUUUUUCUUUUUACACUUUUAACUUUAUUUUGUAUACUUAAUCAAAGUUUAAGUAAUGAUUCAGAAGCUAUUCCAGUUGGACAUAUGAGUAUGUUUUUUAAACAGAUUGGAAAUGAAUUACAUGUCGUACCUAGACAUAUGGUAGAAGAUGAUUACGAAGAUGAAAAAGAAGAAAAAGAACCCGAGAAGAAACCACUUCAUCAUACAAAACGAGAAAAUGAUGAUAAAGAUCCCAUGGAUCAAGGAAUGAAAGCAGGCAUGAGUAAUGGACAAAAAAGUUCAGAUCUCUUAGCCAACUUAAUCACUUCUACAUUUGAUGCGAUCCCAUCUGAUCAAAUUCAAGAUAAAAAUCAAGAAGAUGAUGAAGGUAAAGUCGAAAAUAAUGUUCCUGGUUACAAACAUAAUUCGAUUACUACUCCGAUCGGUGAAGCAGUUGUAGACGAAUGGGCAAAACUAAUUGGAGAUUGUGAUCAUAAUUCUUCUAUUGAUCCAACAGCCACUUCUAGUUGUAAACAAACUAAAUCUACACCACCAAGUAAUGAUCCAACUGAAUGA